Hymenoscyphus albidus is the source of this 2239-nucleotide messenger RNA. NCBI's taxonomy places the organism in Eukaryota, Fungi, Ascomycota, Leotiomycetes, Helotiales, Helotiaceae. The record is from the annotation of a GenBank genome assembly.
AUGGAUGCGCUCUCCGUAUUGUCGCUCGCAACAGCAAUCAUCACUUGUAUAGAUUUCACCGGGAAGCUGGUCUUGGGGUCGGUCGAAAUUUACCAAAAUGGUAGAAUCAAAGAGAACGAUUCUUUGAACACCGUCUUUCAGGAGCUUGAUUCAAUCGUGAAGGGUCUCGAGAUAAAUGUCAGUAUGAACACCGUUUCGGAAAGGCGAAUCUUCGCGAUAGCGGAGAAGUGCCGAGAAGACUCAAAAACCUUGCUUGGCAUGCUGAAAUCAAUGGAGCUGCCUCCAGGAACGAAGGAUAUUCUGAAGUGUGCGAGGAGGAGAUUGGCGUAUUUGAAGGACAAGAAGAAGUUGGAUGAAUUUAAAGGGAAACUCCAGGAAAAUCGGGCGGAGCUGAUGCUGAAUUUGCAAGUGGCUCUCCGGUAAGUUACUCGAACUGUCACUCUUGUGACCUUACACGUCUGACAACUUUGUACAGAGAGGGCCAAUCUCAACGUGCGAAAAGCAUAGCUUCUCUCUCGGAAAGCUACCCUGAUUUAGAGAAGAACUUGACGAGGAAGAUUGAUGAACUUGGGAGUGAUCUUUCCAAAGCGAUCGAACAAAGGAAUGCGAGUAUCACGUCGAAUGAAUGGUUAGUGGGGAGCUUCAGCGAUUUAUCCAACCAGAUUAAGGAUAAUAUCAACGACUUUCACUCUUUAGCUACCGAUAUUCCUACGCAUCAUCGAAUUCUACGUCAGCUUGCGUAUAAUGGGAUGGAAUCUCGACGGUCGAAAAUCACAUUGGCUACAAGCACAACUCGCAGAUGGGUUUUUGAACACCCAAUUUCUUCCAAUAUAGAGGAUUACAUUGAUGACUCGGAUGAAAGUAGAAACAGCGAGUUUGACGAUGGCGACAGCGACUUUGAUUCGUAUAUUUCUCCCAGUGCCGCCAAUCCAUGGAUUGAGACAUCGAAAGAGGCGGCCAGUUAUUACAUGAGAAACUGGUUACGAAAAGGACAUGGUGUUUUCCACAUCAUGGGAAACGCUGGAUUGGGGAAGUCGACGUUGAUGAAGUAUAUUGCUCAACAUGAGUAUUUACAACUCGAGCUCAGCCCCUGGUCAGGAAAGAUGACUCUGGUCAUUGCGGACUUCUAUUUUUGGCUUUCAGGGGGAUCAGAGUUCCAGAAAUCGCGGCAGGGGAUGUGUAGGACUCUUCUCUUCCAAAUUUUGAGUUCUCAUCCACAGUUGAUGCAACGAUUAUUUCCUCGGCAAUGGAAAGCUCUCAAUACACCAGGGGACGCUAUGGUGGAAACACAACUGCUAUUCAGAGAGGAGGCCAUCGAAGAUGCAUUCAAGAAUUUUCUGAAUAGUAGGAUAAUGCCAGACUACAAGUUCUGCUUCUUUAUUGAUGGACUUGACGAAUAUGAGGGCAGUCUGUUAGAUCGUGAAGAACUAGCCCAGGAUCUUAAAAAAUGGACUUCGAAUCGCAAUAUAAAAUUGUGUGUAAGCUCGCGGUCAUAUCCCGAGUUCUCUGAGUCUUUUGAAUGUCCGUACACCCAGAAGAUUGAGCUACACCAUCUAAAUAUGGAAGACAUACACAUGUACUGCUCGCACAAAUUCGUGACAGAUAAGCACGGCCAAAGACUGGAUGAUUCUGUUCGGGAGAAGGUAAUUAGGAAGAUAACUGAGAAUGCUCAGGGAGUCUUUCUAUGGGCAUACCUUGUUGUUGAUCAACUUCUAGAGGCCCUUCGCAGUGGUUUGGCAGCGUAUGAAUUGCUCGAGACGAUUGACCAGAUACCAUGCGAAAUGGAGGAUUAUUAUACCAAGCUACUAAAACCGGACGGGAAAAACAAACUCAGCAUUUUAAAGGCAAAACGAAUGCUCCUUCUAGCAGUCGACAAUCCGUUUCCUUGGGACUUGGGGCAAUUUCCUUUUCCUGGGUUGGCGGAUUUGACACAAAUAACGAUGGCUUGGACGGCCCUAAUUUCCCACAGGACGCUUGUUGUGAGGCUUAUACUGAUGACGAAACGAAAAGGAGAAUAGUGCGAGUUUCCAAGCAAACAAAAACUCUUACGAGAGGGUUUCUGGAUCUCGUUUAUCACUACGACGCCGAUGCCAAUAGUGCCCGCAAACGAGUUUUGCGCAAACCUUUCUAUGGGCCGAGUGUACAAUUUCUUCAUCGCACUGCACGAGAUUUCUUUCUCUGCAAUGAAAAUUCGUAUAUUGAUUUGAGAUCCUCAUGGCCUGGAUUCGAAAAGACCAGC